This is a messenger RNA of Syzygium oleosum, 2479 nucleotides long. Its product is annotated as probable methyltransferase PMT11. The record is from RefSeq and is a predicted model, not a curated record. Gene Ontology annotation, molecular function: methyltransferase activity. The transcript has 9 exons. NCBI's taxonomy places the organism in Eukaryota, Viridiplantae, Streptophyta, Magnoliopsida, Myrtales, Myrtaceae. The coding region runs from base 55 to 2103 and encodes 682 amino acids. Gene Ontology annotation, cellular component: endosome; cytoplasm; trans-Golgi network.
GAUCCCAGUGGCGAGAGCACUCUCUCUCUCUCGAGCGAAAUCUCGCCGGCGACGAUGAAGCCGUUCGGCAGUGCGGAUCUGCUGCGGACGCCGGCGGCGAUCGUCAAGGUCCUGGCGUUCGCCUCCGUCGCCUUCGUCUUCUUCUACCUGGGCAAGCACUGGUCCGAGUCCGACGGCUAUGGCCAGCUCGUCUUCUUCUCCUCCUCCUCCGCCGCCCGCCAGCGGCCUCCCUCCGUCGCCCUCUCCCCGAAUUUCAACACAUCCUUCGACCUCUCCUCCCUCGUACCUCGGAACCAAACCCUAGCCCUCACCCCACCGCCGCAGGAGGGGACCGCCGCCGCGCCGCCUCCUCCUCCUCCUCCUCCGCCUCCGCCGCCGCCGCCGGCGAUCGCGAGGUUCGGAAUCGUGGACGAGAACGGGACGAUGACCGACGACUUCGAGAUAGGGGAGUUCGAUCCGGAGUUUAUCGACGAGGGGACGAGUAAUGCGACUGAGAUCGAAGGGACGGGGGGCGAGAAGAUUGGCGCGAGGGUUCGGGUUCGGAAGUACAAGCUUUGCCCGGAGAGUAUGCGGGAGUACAUACCUUGCUUGGACAAUGCGGAGGCCAUCAAAAGGUUGAAUUCGACGGAGAGAGGCGAGAGGUUCGAGCGGCAUUGUCCGGAGAAAGGUAAGGGGUUGAGUUGCUUGGUUCCGCCUCCGGCAAGGUACCGGCCUCCAAUUCCUUGGCCAAAGAGCCGGGACGAGGUUUGGUACUACAAUGUUCCACACCCUCGACUGGUUGAUGACAAAGGUGGUCAGAACUGGAUCUCCAAAGAGAAAGACAAGUUUAAAUUUCCUGGAGGUGGUACUCAAUUUAUUCACGGAGCAGACAAAUACUUGGAUCAGAUUUCUCAGAUGGUGCUUGACAUUGCUUUUGGUCGACACACGCGAGUUGCUCUGGAUGUUGGAUGUGGUGUUGCAAGUUUUGGAGCCUAUUUGCUGUCUCGAAAUGUCAUAACUUUGUCCAUAGCUCCAAAAGAUGUUCAUGAAAAUCAAAUUCAGUUUGCACUUGAGCGAGGUGUCCCUGCAAUGGCGGCAGCAUUUGCAACUCGACGCUUGCUAUAUCCAAGUCAAGCUUUUGACAUGAUACACUGUUCACGAUGCAGAAUAAACUGGACUCGUGACGAUGGUAUUUUGCUGCUUGAGGUCAACAGGAUGCUUCGGGCUGGAGGCUACUUUGCCUGGUCUGCACAGCCAGUUUACAAACAUGAGGCUAUUCUAGAGGAACAAUGGGAAGAGAUGCUUAAUCUUACUACUAGUCUUUGCUGGGAACUUGUGAAAAGGGAGGGACAAAUUGCAAUAUGGCAAAAGCCAUUGAACAACAGCUGUUACCUGAGCCGUGAGCCAGGGACCAUACCUCCACUUUGUGAACCUGAGGACGAUCCUGACAAUGUCUGGUAUGUUGAUCUGAAAGCAUGUAUUACACGACUUCCUGAGAAUGGAUAUGGAGCAAAUGUUACCGCAUGGCCUGCAAGAUUGCAAACGCCACCCGAUAGGCUCCAGAGCAUCCAAAUUGAUGCUUACAUAUCCAGAAAAGAACUUUUCAAGGCAGAAUCAAAAUAUUGGGACGAUAUAAUAGCAAGCUAUGUUCGAGCUUUACACUGGAAGAAAUAUAAAAUGAGAAACGUUUUGGACAUGAGAGCUGGCUUUGGAGGGUUUGCGGCAGCACUAAUUGCUCAGCGACUUGAUUGCUGGGUUCUGAAUGUGGUUCCUGUCAGUGGCCCCAACACAUUGCCUGUCAUAUAUGAUCGUGGCCUUAUUGGAGUUAUGCAUGACUGGUGUGAGCCCUUUGAUACAUAUCCCAGGACCUACGAUCUGUUGCAUGCAGCCAGCCUCUUCUCCGUGGAAAAAAAGAGAUGCAACAUGUCCACUAUAAUGCUUGAGAUGGAUAGGAUUUUAAGACCCGGUGGCCGUGUAUAUAUUCGCGAUUCCCUCUCAGUCAUGGAUGAGCUUCAAGAAAUCGCUAAGGCCAUGGGUUGGCAGGUUGCUUUGAGAGACACUGCUGAGGGUCCUCAUGCCAGUUACCGGAUUUUGACAUGUGAUAAGCACCUUUUGCAUGCUUGAAAGCAGUUGGGAGAAAGUUAAUCGGAUAUCUCAUUGUUGACCCCAAAGAGGUGAAUGCCAACCGAUAUCGACGGCGAAGAUGCAUAUAGGAACACCAAUCGAACUGCGUCUAAAGUGAAUUAUCUGAUGUUCAGGAUACGAAUGUGAUUUGUGGAGAUCUUGCAAGUCCAUGACAGCAAUGAUCGUUCCACAUGGUAGGCGUUGGCGGUGCUAAUUUGAUUGCAGGGGUACAACACAUACGAAAAAGGAUGUCAAAGAAAAUAGUCUUCCUGUAAUUUAGACUGUAUUCUCAUAGUGCUAACAAUUUUUUUUUGUGAAAACAUUAAUUAUUUUUCUACUGAUCAAGCUGGAAAUACGUGAUAGCUAUUUGGUUCUA